This is a messenger RNA of Eimeria acervulina, 2919 nucleotides long. RefSeq lists its product as hypothetical. NCBI's taxonomy places the organism in Eukaryota, Apicomplexa, Conoidasida, Eucoccidiorida, Eimeriidae. The transcript has a single exon. The record is from RefSeq and is a predicted model, not a curated record. Bases 1 to 2919 code for a protein of 972 amino acids.
AUGGCUGUCUGUGCGCUGCUAUGUCCGUUAGAAGCUGCAGAUGAGGCUGCAUACAGCAGCAGCAGGCGCAGCAGCAGCAGCAGCGUGAGCGAAGCAGAUUUGCUGCUUGAAAUGGCAAUUAUAGAGGAAGGAGGAGGAAACGAAGACAGCGAAAAAGAAGCGUGGAGAGGUCGCCGGCUAACUGCAGCAGACUUUAUUGGUGAGCACAGCGUUAUUGCUGUUCGCCGAACUUUGUACAAAUUCAAAGCGCAGCAGAGCAGCAACUUGUUUGAGCGUAUAGAAACAGCAGGAGACAGCCUCUUCAUGCCUUGCUUCAGCAGCAGCAGCAGCAGCAGCAGCAGCAGAGGAGAACAACAGCCUUAUGAACAAGGCAGUAAGGGCUCCUAUACAUUCGGCUUGCUGCAGCCAGUUACUACCGACGCGCUGCUGCUGGGUGCAGCAGCGCUGCAGCCCUUAGAGGAUUUCUUAGUGCUGCCGAAGCGUCCAUCUGCUGCGCUGCAGCUGCUAACGGAUUUGCUGCAGCUGCAGUGGGAAGAAGAGACCCAAAACGCCGCAGCAGCAGCAAUAGCAGCAGCAGAAGCAGCAGAAUCAGCAGCAGCAGCAGCAACGCUGAACACCCAACACAGCAGCGAAAUGUACGAAGAUUUCAAACCCACAUAUGCAGCAGACAACGCAGACGACCUGCAGCAGAUGCAGCAGCAGCAGCAACUGCUGUUGCUAUCUGGCGAACUGGAUGCAGCAAAUGCAUGCACCGAUGCUGACUUGGAGGGCAGCAUCAGCGGAGAAGCAGCAGCAGCAGCAGAAGUAGAGCCAGUUGCCGCGGAAGAGUUGGGGUGUACGAUGACAGCUGAAGAGGCCGAGGCAGCAGCAGCAGCAGCUGCUGCAGCUGCUGCUGCUGCUGCAGCUGCAGCAGCAGAAUUGGAGGCUUCGUUAGCUGCAAAGCGAAAGCAGUUAGGCACAGCGUUGAGGGCUUAUGCACAGCAGCAGCGGCGGCUCCGUUGGGGUGUACGUACACCUCUUGCGCAGCAGCAUGCGCUGGUGCUGCGCCCUGCAGCAGCGGCACGUGCUGCUGUUGCCGUUCCUGCUGCUGUUGCUCCUGCUCCUGCUGCGCUGCUGCAGGGGCGUCUUCUGCAUUUGGUAGAGGCUGUAGUGGGGUCGCUGGCUAACAGCAGCACGCAGCAGCAGAGCAGCAGCCUCGCAGCUGCUGCUGUUGCUGCAGCACUGCAGCAGCACAGCUACCUCGUUUCCAGCAUUGGGGCUUUGGCUGCUGCAUGCGCAGACUUGGAGUUGUGGCUCACCCGAAGCAAAUCAGCAGCAGCAGCAGCAGCAGCAGCAGCAGCAACAGCAACAGCAGCAGCAGCAGCAGCACCUGCUGCUGCUGCUGCUCCUUACCCCCCUAUUCAAGUCAUGUGUUUAGCCAUAGAAGAUGCACCUCCCAGCAGCAGCACUCCUCCCCUGCCUCCGCUCGAUCGCAGCAGCAGCAGCAGCAGCAGCAGCAGCAGCAGCAGACCGAAGAAGAUCGAGGGCAAGCCAGCAAAGGCGGCGAAGAAAACCAAAGAGAGCAUUAGCACCACCAGCAAGAGCAGCAAGAGCAGCAGCAGCAGCAGCAGUAGCAGCUUGGGGCUUCGGAGUGCAGCAAAAAAGAAAGACAAAGCAAAAGCCUCCUUACCUUCAGCUAAAAGCAGAGCGAAGGAGCAAACAAAUACACAAAAACCAAAUAAACAGGCGGCGAGCAGCAAAGACAGCAGAAAGGCGGAGCCUAAAAAGUUUGCAGCAGCUUCAUUAAAAAAAUCGCAGAAAAUAUCUACACCUAACACACGCAGCAUACAGAGAAAGACGCCUCAGAAGGUAUCAGCAGCACUAGCAGCACUAGAAAUAGAAGCAGCAGCAGGAGAAGCAGCAACAACUGCAGCUGCAACAGCAGUUAAGGAGUCUGCAGCAGCAGCAGCGGCAGCAACAGCAGCCGCAGCAGAAGCAGCAGAAGCAGCAGCAGCAACAGCAACUGCAGCAGGGGAAGCAGCAGCUGAGAUUAUUCGUGACCGGUCUCCUUCUCUUUCUGUUGAAGGAAAAGAAGAAGGCGUUCUUAGAGAAAGCGGCAGCAGCCUGAGGUGUAUAGACACCCCAACCCUCACUGCUGCACCACCGCAAGCAGCAACGAGCCCCACUGAUAUUGGAGAAGAAGGCGAGUGCUGUGGACCUGAAAUGUUUGCUGCUGCUGCUGCUUUAGCUGCAGCAGCAGCAGCAGCUGGUGCUGCUGAUGCUUAUGCUGAUGGUCCUGCUGCUGCAGCAGCAAGGGAGAAGGCAGAAGCAGAAGAUGACGCAUGCAGUCGAGGUGUACGUACACCCGAAUCAAUAAGCUCUAUACUUCGUGCAGAUUGUUUGUUUACCAAUCAGAAAGAAACAGCAGCAACGAAGCAGAUGGCUAGUGAAGCAAAUAUACAGACGCCCUACAGCCUCCCUUCUGCUCCGCAUCAAAUCAGCAGCAGCAGCAGCAGGAGCAGUAGCCUUAUCGGCAGCAGCAGCACAAACAGCAGCACCACCAGUCUCAUCAACAGCAGCAGCAGCAACAGCAGCAAGAGCAGCAGCAGCAUCUGCUCUAUGUUUGAUGCGCUUGCUUCUCUGCCUUCUAAAGAAUUUCGUCGCGCAGGAAGUUCUGGGUUGGGGGAUUUGCUGCGGAGAGACUCAGGCAAGAGACAGGGGGCAGCAGCAGCAGCAACAGCAGCAGCAGCAGGUGCUGUUGCUGCUGCACCUGCUGCUCCGUCUCACGCAAUCAACAGCAGCAAAAAGCCCCUAAGGGGACAGCCAGAGCGUCUCACCCGCAACAGGAUGAAACAAACACUCAGCAGCAGCAGCAGCAGCAGCAGUGCCGGCCGUAUGGGCGCAGUGCUGACGGGCCGCCGAGGCCGCGUAGCUUCCUGA